UUUCGCUGAGUAAAGUUGUGGUUCGUCUCUUGCUCCAGUUGAGAUGCUUCAGCUGUGAAGGCGUCGAGCUUAAAGCAUCCAGGAUUAAAAGUGAAAUUUUAUUUAUUGCCUAAUUGUAUACGUUUCAUAAUUUGAUUGACACUAAAGUGUACUUACGAGGCCAAUUUGAUUGAAGCGGUGUUAUUAGAGGAUUACACUCUAUUGAUGAUUGUGAUUUAUGGUGAAUCUGGAAGAUAACUGAAUCUUGUACAAUGAUGGUUGAGGAAAAAUCUAAAGUGGUAUAAAAUUAUUUGAAACCGUAGCAAUUCUGAAAUUAUUUGGAUAAGUGACAUAUUGUGUAACAAGAUAGAGCGCCGAACGCUCCAGGUGCAAAAAUGGUGUCUUAUUAUAAUCAUUUCGCGAUGUACCCGAAGAACCACGGGGGCAAUCUACCCUAUUCCACGGCAUCCGGUUGGUAUACGGGAAACUACCAGCAUCAGCCACCGCAUCCCCAAUUCAUCGGGGACGGUGAAUCAUCUCCACAGCCCAUGUUCUACACCCACCCACAUGCAUUCCAUCAGGCCAGCCCGGACUGGAGUGGCCAUGAGAGCUUUCCAACGCCGCCUCAGACAACGUUGAUUCCGCACGGACCAAGUCCCGGCGGCCUGCAUCUCGGCAGUCAGGGAUCGGUGGCAAGUAACACUAACCAUAACCAUGGAGGCGACCACAUUGGUGAAGGACCACAUUGUAUGCCCUCUCCACCGAUAACCGUGUCCGGCAGCGAUAUGUCCAGCCCGGGGGCACCCAACGGAUUAUCGUCGCCGCAAAUUACCUCUCGACCUACGCCUGUCAAGAGCCCAUACGAGUGGAUCAAGAAGCAGUCCUACCAGACGCAGCCUAAUCCAGGCAAAACUCGCACAAAGGACAAAUACCGGGUUGUCUACACCGAUCAGCAGCGAUUCGAGCUGGAGAAGGAGUUCCACUACACCCGAUACAUCACCAUCCGACGAAAAUCGGAACUCGCCCAGACCCUGCAGCUGUCCGAGAGGCAGGUGAAAAUCUGGUUCCAAAAUCGACGCGCGAAAGACCGCAAACAGAAGAAGAAGGCCGAAAACGGUCCGGUCAGCUUGAGCGGUCAACAGCUAAUGGUCGCCCACUCGCAGCACAACGGGUCCCAAUCGAUGUCGAGCUUGCUGAUGGAUACGAAGCCGAAGCUCGAACCGGGUCUACAUUUAUCCCACCUACACCAGAUGAGUGCGAUGAGUAUGGGCAUGGGUUCAAUGGGGUUGCACCCAGCGCACCAUCCGCUGCAUCCGCACCUCGGGGUUCCAACUUCGCAGCACCUGAAUCAGACUCAUGGCUCCCAAGGUCCGCCGGCUUCGUUAAGCGUGAUGUGAUGUGGCGGUUUGAUUUAAAACUUUAGCAUCUUAAAUCGCGAAACAACCAACAAGUGUGAAGACCCUAGUGGACUUGAAAACUAGUUGUUAGCGGAAAGAAGGUCAUCUAAAAUGUAUGGUAGCUAGAGUCGGCCAUUUUAUUACAAUGUUCGAUAGAGAAAGUACGGUAAACUGGUUGGAUCAACAUAUUACUAUAAAAAUUCAGCGAAAAAAUGCCUUAUUAGAGAUGAAACCAUUCAACCAUUCAUUCCUUCAUCGUGCAGCAUAUAAAUACAUUGCGGUAGAGAUUCCGGUCACGCCGUAACGGGAAACAGAAAACAGUAGCUCAUCUAUGUUUUACCCCCACUGUUCCAUUUCAAACCCAUGCGCAGAGAACCGCCUAUGUUAUGAAUAAUUUAUAAACUACCAUAAAACCUCCAUCCCAGGUUGGUUUCUUGUCCCGUCUAGUGGAGUGUUAUUCAAAUUUGGCGAACUGUUUUCGAUAUCCUUUUUGGAGAAGGGGAACACACCCGGAGACACGAAUGAGUUUCGAGCGCUAACUUUUAUUAGCUACAACGAUUUACUCUUCUCAUAAAUUCUGCCAUCGAUGUCAAAUGACUGUCUAUAGCGACAUUUGUUUUUUUUUAUAGAAUAAAUUGGUAUUGGUGGAGCACAAUUUCGAGGUCAUACAUUUCACAACAUUUAUUUUUGCGUUGUUCCAACUAAGGCGUUGAGAUUUUUUUUUUAAAGAACCGAAAUUCAUGUCGGCAACCGUUAUAGUUAUAAUGGUAUGAAACUGGUAUCAAUAGUAAUAGCAGCAGUAGUAGAUGUAGUAAGAAUCAACAAAGUGCAAUGUAAAAAUGAUAUACUUUUAGUAAGCUUAGUUUUAGUCUGUAAGUAAUUGUUAGUUCCAAAAUGCAACGAGUUUAUGCUGUAAGAAUAUUGAGCCUGAAUCCGAUACCGCCUCUCCGGAACACAAAAAACAUACCAGCAAGGAGAAUAUUUAUUUUUAUUCGUCGCGUUAUAAACUAUACUGUACAGAUUAGACACGCCGGUAAGAUUCUGGAGGACAAUAGCAACAGCUUCGUUACUGCCUUAACCGUCAAAGUAACACUGGUUAGCCUUGACCAAAUGAGGAGAACAACAUUUUACUUUGUCAGUCAGGGCUAGUUUUUUAAUUUGAUUGUCUAAUUUGUAUAUUCAUGCAAAAAUUUACGGUAAUGCAUCGAUAUAACUGAAAAAUAUAAGAUUACAAAUUGUAAAAAGUUCCAUAAUGCCCACUAUAAUUGAACACGUUUCCCUAUGUAGAUAUUAUUCUUCUCUGAUUUAACUAGAAAUCCUUCUGUCAGCUUUGUUUUUUUUUGUCUUUUCAACUGCCUUCAGAGGAGGAAGUUAAGAUUCUACCACAUAGAGCGCAGCCGUUAUAACCCCAGACACGAGAUAACCUGAAAAAAUUCGCUGGAAAAUAUAGGAUGUGAGAUUAACCUGCUGCUUAUUUUCAGAAGUUAUUCCAGCGCUGGUUAACAGGCAUAACAGAAUAAGUAGUAAUUUAUGAGCACCUGGAUUUCCCACGAUAAUCAAGCGUCGGCUCAAAGUUCGACGAUUGUGGGCAACAAGUGCUAAAAACGAGAUUACGCUGCAAUCAGAUUGUUUCUUUCAACUCUAUAUUUUACUUACAUUUUGUUUAUGUUUGGUAAACUCAGCGUGGUAUGCUGAGUGUUAUCUUCUCCGCAGCAUUCUGAUGUGAAUUCUGUCGUCUACUUAAAUAGUUAGGACUUUUUUGCGGAAAUUGUUAAAACAUAGAUAAUCCACUUAGCUAAUACCAGUGAAGCGGAAAUAAAGGAAAAUAUCUCAAA
Messenger RNA from Wyeomyia smithii (pitcher-plant mosquito), 3211 nucleotides. RefSeq names its product homeotic protein caudal (gene cad). Gene Ontology annotation, cellular component: nucleus. Gene Ontology annotation, biological process: embryo development; cell differentiation; regulation of transcription by RNA polymerase II. Gene Ontology annotation, molecular function: RNA polymerase II transcription regulatory region sequence-specific DNA binding; DNA-binding transcription factor activity, RNA polymerase II-specific. Lineage: Eukaryota; Metazoa; Arthropoda; Insecta; Diptera; Culicidae. The transcript is spliced from 2 exons. The record is from RefSeq and is a predicted model, not a curated record. The coding region runs from base 375 to 1376 and encodes 333 amino acids.